Molecule: messenger RNA, 3446 nt
Organism: Peromyscus eremicus (cactus mouse)
Lineage: Eukaryota; Metazoa; Chordata; Mammalia; Rodentia; Cricetidae
Gene: Kif23
Product: kinesin family member 23
Exons: 24
Coding region: 169-3072 (967 amino acids)
Biological process (GO): microtubule-based movement
Cellular component (GO): nucleus; kinesin complex; microtubule
Molecular function (GO): microtubule binding; ATP binding; microtubule motor activity
Source: RefSeq, a predicted model, not a curated record
GCCGGGCGGGCGCACACUUGUGCUUGCAGCGUCGCCGCCGGGCUCUCCUCAGCCUGCGUCCCGGUGUCCGCGGCCGCUGUCUGCAGCCCUCGGUGCCCGCCAGCCCUGCUCCGGUCGGAGCCCCACGUCCCGCGCGCGUGUCCUCCGGAUCGCACGGAGCCCGUGGUCAUGAAGCCAGCGAAAGCUAAGGUGCCCAGGAAACCUGUACUGAAAAAAGGAUCUCAGACAAACCUUAAAGAUCCAGUUGGGGUAUACUGUAGGGUGCGCCCACUGAGUUUUCCUGAUCAAGAAUGCUGUGUAGAAGUGGUCAAUAAUACAACCGUGCAGCUCCAUACUCCUGAGGGUUAUCGACUCAACAGAAAUGGAGACUAUAAGGAGACUCAGUAUUCAUUUAAGCGGGUAUUUGGCACUCAUACCACUCAGAAGGAACUUUUUGAUGUUGUGGCUAGUCCAUUGGUAGAUGACCUCAUUCAUGGCAAGAAUGGUCUUUUGUUUACAUAUGGUGUUACGGGAAGUGGAAAAACUCAUACAAUGACAGGUUCUCCAGGGUACGGAGGCCUGCUUCCUCGCUGUUUGAACAUGAUCUUUAACAGCAUAGGGUCGUUUCAAGCAAAACGUUACGUUUUUAAAUCUAAUGAUCGGAACAGCAUGGAAAUACAGUGUGAAGUUGAUGCCUUAUUAGAACGGCAGAAAAGAGAAGCCAUGCCCGUUCCAAAGACCCCCUCUAGCAAGCGACAGGCAGAUCCAGAGUUUGCAGAUAUGAUAAAUGUACAAGAAUUCUGCAAAGCAGAAGAUGUUGAUGAAGACAGUGUCUAUGGUGUAUUUGUCUCUUACAUUGAAAUCUAUAAUAAUUACAUAUAUGAUCUAUUGGAAGAGGUGCAGUUUGAUCCCAUAAAGCCCAAGUGGAACGGCUGCAGUACACCUAUGAGGAACCCAGAGUCUGUACUCCCACAAUCCAAAAUACUCCGAGAAGAUAAGAACCACAAUAUGUAUGUUGCAGGAUGUACAGAAGUAGAAGUGAAAUCUACAGAAGAGGCUUUUGAAGUUUUUUGGAGAGGUCAGAAAAAGAGACGUAUUGCUAACACCCAUUUGAACAGAGAAUCUAGCCGUUCACAUAGCGUGUUCAGCAUUAAACUCGUCCAGGCUCCCCUGGAUGCCGAUGGAGACAAUGUCUUACAGGAAAAAGAACAAAUUACCUUAAGCCAGUUGUCUCUGGUAGAUCUUGCUGGAAGUGAAAGAACCAACCGGACUAAAGCAGAAGGGAACAGGUUACGUGAAGCUGGUAACAUUAAUCAGUCACUAAUGACGCUCAGAACAUGCAUGGAAGUCCUGAGAGAGAACCAGACGUAUGGAACUAACAAGAUGGUUCCAUAUCGUGAUUCAAAGCUAACUCAUCUGUUCAAGAACUACUUCGAUGGGGAAGGGAAGGUGCGGAUGAUCGUGUGUGUGAAUCCAAAGGCUGAAGACUAUGAAGAAAGCUUGCAAGUCAUGAGAUUUGCUGAAGUAACCCAAGAAGUUGAAGUAGCGAGACCAGUAGACAAGGUGAUAUGUGGCUUGACACCAGGGAGACGAUACAGAAACCUGCCUCGGGGUGGCCCAGUUGGAGAUGAACCUUUGGUGACUGAGAUGACUCUACAGAGCUUCCCACCACUGCCUCCAUGGAGACUUCUGGAUAUCAACGAUGAGGAGACCCUUCCAAAGCUGAUUGAAACGUUGGAGAAACGGCAUCACCUACGCCAACUAAUGACUGAGGAGCUUAACAAACAAUGUAUGACUUUCAAAGCCUUAUUAAAAGAAUUUGACAAUUCUCUUUCAAAUAAAGAAAACUACACUCAGGAAAAACUAAAUGAAAAAGAAAAAUUGAUUUCAGGACAGAAAUCAGAAAUAGAACGACUGGAGAAGAAAAACAAAACUCUGGAGUAUAAGAUUGAGAUUUUGGAGAAAACAACCACGAUCUAUGAAGAAGAUAAGCGCAAUCUGCAGCAGGAGCUUGAGAGCCAGAAUCAGAAGCUUCAGCGGCAGCUUUCUGACAAGCGCAGAUUAGAAGCCAGGUUGCAAGGCAUGGUGACAGAAACGACGAUGAAAUGGCAGAAGGAGUGUGAUCGUCGGGUAGCAGCCACCCAGCUGGAGAUGCAGAAUAAACUCUGGGUCAAAGAUGAAAAGCUCAAACAGCUGAAGGCCAUUGUGACUGAACCUAAACCUGAGAAGCCAGAGAGACCCUCCCGGGAGCGGGACCGGGAAAAAAUCAUUCAGAGAUCCGUCUCUCCUUCGCCCAUGCCUCUUUCUAGUAACAAUAUUGCUCAGAUUUCCAACGGCCAGCAACUCAUGAGCCAGCCACAGCUACAAAGGCGCUCUAACUCUUGCAGCAGCAUUUCUGUAGCUUCCUGUAUUUCGGAGUGGGAGCAGAAACUGUCUCCGUUCAGCACACCUGUCAAUGUCACCUCUCUUGCAAGGCAUAGGCAGCAGGAGCCAGGACAAAGUAAAACGUGUAUGGUGUCAGACAGAAGGCGGGGCCUGUACUGGACGGAAGGCAGGGAGAUGGUCCCUACAUUCAGCAGUGAGAUAGGCGUAGAAGACGACCGUUGCCGCAGGAACACACCAAUUCCUGUACGACACAGAAGGUCCCGCUCUGCAGGGAGCAGAUGGGUAGAUCAUAAGCCUGCCUCUAAUGUGCAAACUGAGACAGUCAUGCAGCCACAUGUCCCUCACGCCAUCACAGUGUCUGUUGCAAAUGAAAAGGCACUAGCUAAGUGUGAGAAGUACAUGCUGACCCACCAGGAACUAGCCUCCGAUGGGGAGAUUCAGACUAAAGUAAUUAAGGGUGAUGUUUUUAAGACCAGAGGUGGUGGACAAUCUGUUCAGUUUACUGAUAUAGAGACUUUAAAACAAGAGUCGCCGACUGGUAGUCGAAAACGAAGAUCGUCCACAGUAGCACCUGCCCAACCAGAUGGUACAGAGUCUGAAUGGACCGAUGUAGAAACAAGGUGUUCCGUUGCUGUUGAGAUGAGAGCAGGAUCUCAGCUGGGCCCCGGAUAUCAGCACCAUGCACAACCCAAGCGCAAGAAGCCUUGACCUGACAGCUCUGGUAGCAGAAGAAUGUUUCUGUUUGUGUUGGUGAUUUCUCCAAAGCUGUGCCAGACGCCGUGUCUGAGUCAUCCUGCAGAAGAAUGUAUCUAGAUCACAUCGUAUUUUUUAUUGUGACUUUUCCAACUGUUCUGAAUAUUUUCUAAGGUUUUAUAAAAAAACAAAAAACAAAAAUGCUGCUAUUGAUUAGCCGCAAAAAAAUGCACUUUAGACAUAUUUAACAAUUAAGACUUUCAAAAUAAAGAUGGUGAUUGGCCAAUGGUAAAGCCAUUUUAGGAAGGUGUUUAGAAUUCUGUAUGUAUAUAUUCACUUUCUGCUUUUAUAUAUGCCAAAAGAAUUGAAAUAAAAAGCACUAAGAAGCA